This is a messenger RNA of Trichoplax adhaerens, 813 nucleotides long. RefSeq lists its product as uncharacterized. The transcript has a single exon. The coding region runs from base 1 to 813 and encodes 270 amino acids. The record is from RefSeq and is a predicted model, not a curated record. NCBI's taxonomy places the organism in Eukaryota, Metazoa, Placozoa, Uniplacotomia, Trichoplacea, Trichoplacidae.
AUGGCGUCGUCUUUCCUAUAUUUUGUAGCGGCUAUCGCUCUCUUACAAUCUUCGAGUGUAACCGCCGAUGGCUACUUUGCUAGAACGUGCUUGGAUAUUAAACUGCUAAAUCGUAAUAUUAACAAAAACGGCCACUAUGUUAUCCAUACCGACAAAAACGAAGCAUUUACUGUUUAUUGCGAUUUUAAUUCCGAACCACCUUACGUAUGGACAUUAGUUGAAUCGUUUUCUCGUGAUAUGGGUACGUAUAGAUCUACUCUACCUGGACAUGCCAACUUUCAAAAACCUUUCUACUAUAAUAUGCCUUAUAGUCAAUGUCGUCCAGAUCAAUGGCAAAAUUAUCGCUUAUCCAAGAGGUAUAUGAUGUCUAUCUGGAAUGCUAGAACAACCAAUUAUUGGCGAGCUACUUGUAAUUUCGAUCUACAAGCUAAAGAACUCUCAUUCGUCUUUAAUCAUACUGAUUAUAUGAGGGCAAGAAAAUGCCGUUUAAAUAUGAUGACUUACUAUUCCGGUAAACCGUGUAUUUGGAUGAAUUAUAUAAAUAUUCGCGGAACUGCAUGCCGUAAAUGCUUAGUGCCUAUGUGGUUUUCGACUUCUACUCAUGCCAGCACUAUUUCUUCUCUAACACAAAACUACUGUGGCCGUAUUAAGUUUCCUGGAGCUGCUGGAUCGCCUCAAGAGUAUAACUUUGGUACUUACAAUGGUUAUAAUAGGGAUUUUGGUUGUACAAGAUAUGGUGAAUCGACAACAAAUUGGUGGUUUGGCGAUAUUUACGUUACUACCAAUCGUUUUACUAACAUCAAGCCGAUUUAA